CUCCGCGCCAUCCUAAAUAAAUAUCCCCUUUGUUCCUUUCGAAUCUUCAGUAUAAUUCGGUCUCGGGCGCGAAACCGCUCAGCUCCGAGGGAUAAAGAAUUACAAAGGGAGAGGUCGCAAGCCUAUUUAUCGUCCCGGCGAGCCUUCACAACCUCUUCACCAUACCGUCACCUCAAGAAAAUGACCUCGAUCGCAACACUUGGUCAUGUCUGCACGAGUUGCAACGUAUUACGCAUUCUCAAUUCGAGUAUCUGCAAACCCGGGUGCGGUAUUCACAUCAACAUGCAACUUGACGACCUUCCAGGAAUGUCCCGCCUGUCGGAGCUUCUACUUCCAGGAGCGUCAAUCGUCUCAAUCAACAAGAGUCUCCAGAACUUUCACCAAUACUGCCGUGUACCAUUGCAAAUUGCUCCUUCAGACCUCGCAAGCGCGAGAAGAGUGUUAAGAAGGCGGCGACAGACCGUCGAAUGCUCGCGCUUGCAGGAAGUGUCUUCACGGAAGAUGGUACAAGGCAGCUGCUUUUGUCAGCGGGUAUCUACGCUUGAAGAAGCUGCAACUUUUCGGAGAAGUAGGACUUUUUUAAGGCGCUUGUUACAGCAAAAGGAAAAAAAAAAAAGAGUACCCACGUUGCGUCUUGACUACUUUUCUAAUCCCCUGUCUUCUUUCCGCAAUAACUCUUCUUAAUGUCAUUCCCAGGCUCUCUAAUUUUCAACGGAUGUUGUCUAGAUUAAAUGGAGGGCUCACGCCAGGUAUCAGGUCUCUAGCUUGGUUGUGGUGUGAGUAAAACGAGAAAGAAUGCUCGACUUUAAAUAUGUUCAAAACGCGACGAGUUUACUACUUUAAUUUCCAUAGCUCUAUUCAAGUCCUAGAAACCACU
Acaromyces ingoldii is the source of this 877-nucleotide messenger RNA. RefSeq lists its product as hypothetical. The record is from RefSeq and is a predicted model, not a curated record. Lineage: Eukaryota; Fungi; Basidiomycota; Exobasidiomycetes; Exobasidiales; Cryptobasidiaceae. The coding region runs from base 181 to 684 and encodes 167 amino acids. The transcript is spliced from 3 exons.